Molecule: messenger RNA, 2666 nt
Organism: Temnothorax curvispinosus
Lineage: Eukaryota; Metazoa; Arthropoda; Insecta; Hymenoptera; Formicidae
Product: photoreceptor-specific nuclear receptor-like
Exons: 5
Coding region: 1167-2078 (303 amino acids)
Biological process (GO): positive regulation of transcription by RNA polymerase II; anatomical structure development; cell differentiation
Molecular function (GO): nuclear receptor activity; RNA polymerase II cis-regulatory region sequence-specific DNA binding
Source: RefSeq, a predicted model, not a curated record
UAUUUAACUUGAGGUACUGGCUUAAAUUUUAUCCUUUAAUAUUUAACAAUGUCGAAAGUUUUUAAAAUUAGAUGAAGAAUAAAGAGAUCCCCUCAAAAGGAUAAUUUUUAGGAUGGAGUCGAACUCAUCCCCAAUAAAAUUUUGAUGGAGAGAGUAAUAGUCGAAUUUUUCAAAUAAAAACCCCCGAUAAAGAUAACAUUAUUUGAUAUUUUAUAGGUUUCGAAAAGACGAAUCCAAUAACCCGCAUUUGUCAUAAUAAUUUUAUUUUCAAAAAACAAUAAGUACAUUGUACUUUGAAAAUUUGUUCUUUGAAAAUAAAAUUAUUAUAACAAAUUACAAAAAAAGUACCAUUGUUAUUAAUCUAUCCAUUUUACAAAUAUGAGUUGCAGUAAAAAAACCAUUGCAAUUCGUAAAAUUGAAUGGUGUUAUUGUAUUAGGCAGAAAAGAAGUUGAUGUUGUAACCAAAAAUUAUUGAAUAUGUAGCAUUUGGAUAAUUUAUUAUUCUAUCAACUUAAAUUUGACAACAAAAGUUGGAAUGCAAUACAGACACCUAAAUAAAGAUUAUGACAUGCGUUAUUUCUGGUAACGUGGUUUUUUGAAUUUGUUGUUUAAACAAAUUUUCAGCAACAAAUUCACCGAUGUUCAAGCAUUUGAUUAUUGAAAUGUAAUUUUGGAUUACCUAGAUGUAAUUUAAAGUCAAAACCAUGUCCCAGAUCGCUGGCGCUUAUUUGUUAUAGACGAUUAUUUUUUUAUUAUAAACAAAAAAACGUAAAAAAAUUGUUUUCAAAAAUAAAUUUUUUAACUCGAUAUUCAUAAACUACGUGAAUUGACAAAGAUUCCCUGAAAAUUUCAUGUCUCUAUCAUUAAAACUCGAAAAGUUAUGCAAUUUUGAACAUUAAAAAAAACCGAUUUUUUAAUAAAAAAUAUUAUAAAUUACUGGUAGCGAUCUCUAAAACUUGUUCGAUUUUGCUCAACUUUUGAGGAAAAUUUUUUUUUUAGGUAAGCUUUGAUAUUUUGGGAUGCGUCGCAAAAAAUAAAAAAAAAAAGGUUUUUUUGAAUCACCCUAAUGUAUAUAUAUAAAUACGACAAACUAACAAAUUGCAGCUGUUCAGAAUGAACGUCAACCAAGGAACACUGCUACAAUCAGACCGGAAGCACUUGUUGAGAUGGACCAAGAACGAGCGCUGCGCGAAGCCGCCGUCGCCGUAGGCGUCUUCGGACCGCCGGUGUCCUUAGCUAUGGCGAGAUAUACCACGCCACUACCUCUGCCUACAGUCGCACCGACGACAAAUUCCACAAACAACGCGGCAACACCACCUCGACAAGACAACGAGGACGGAAACGCAUCCGAGGACAGCAUAGACGUAACCAACGAGGAGCCGUUGACGCCUCAGCGGAGUGGAUGCACACAGCUUCCACCAGUGCUGCCGUCGUUAUACUCACCAGCGAGUGCUGAAACGGUUUACGAGACCAGCGCGAGGCUGCUCUUCAUGGCGGUCAAAUGGGCGAAGAAUCUUCCCUCCUUCGCUGGCUUGCCAUUUAGAGAUCAGGUAAUACUCCUGGAAGAAGUUUGGUCAGAGCUGUUCCUAUUAAAUGCGGUUCAAUGGUGUCUGCCGCUCGAAUCUUCGCCUCUCUUUAGCGCCGCCGAGCUAACUGCUCUGACCCUCUCGCCUCAUCCGCAUCCGCACUCGGGGCUGCAUCUGCAAACCACCACGGGAAAGCCCAGCCAAGUGGCGGCGGACGUCAGACACCUGCACGACACCCUGCAGAGAUACAAGGCGGUCAUGGUCGAUCCUGCGGAAUUCGCCUGCAUGAAGGCCAUCGUUCUCUUUCGCCCAGAAACCCGCGGUUUGAAGGACUCGAGCCAAAUUGAGAACUUGCAGGAUCAGGCACAAUUAAUGCUCGGACAUCAUGCGCGUGCUCAACAACCGAAUAGUCCAGCCCGCUUCGGCAGGUUGCUGUUGCUGCUGCCGUUGCUGCGAACAGUUCCAGCUGCAAGAGUGGAAUUGAUCUACUUCCACAGGACUAUUGGGAACACGCCGAUGGAGAAGGUCCUUUGUGACAUGUACAAAAACUAAAAUCAUCUUAGACACCAAAGGACUUCGCUACACGAACGCCACACAAUAAAAUGCAAAUACCACACGAUCCAAAGUAUUCGGCGCUAGAACGAGAACGAGAUUCAUGAGAGGCGAAAUUAAUUAUCAAAGGAAAACAGCAAAGACUGGCGGGCGAGGCUUUUCUAAAUGAAAGGAUCAAGGAGCAGGGCGCGCGAACUUUGUUUCACGAUCAGGCCUAAGGACAAAGUCUUAAGUCCCUCUGUAAUGAUUGUGAGGAUUCCAAUUGGCGAGUAUCUCUAUCGUACAAACGCGAGGCACUGAAAGAAUGGCAUCGCUAACGAAUAAAAACGGCAACUAAAGUCGACCGAGGGGCACUCAAUUGCGGCGUAAAUAUACACACAUAGAUAUAUACAUGUAUUUAUUUAUUAUAGACAUAUUUAUCGGGCGUUAGGCUCGGCACGUUGAUAGCACAUUUUCCGUUUUUCGUAGAAAGUCAAUGAAUUAAUCCGAAAAGACAUUUCGCUUUUUUCCUAUCUUCCUUCUUUUUUUUUUUUAAUUUAAAUUUGUCAUAAAGGCUACGGUCAACGUAACGCUACAAAUGCUUCGAAG